UGCGCGUGUUUUUGCAAUGCAUCCUCCAAGGAAGAAGAGGGCGCCGAGGAGAGCUCGCUCCUCCCGCCCCCAGACGUGAAACUGUUUGCAAGAGCCGCCGGGCACCCGCCUGGGAAGCAGCCUGAGCAGCCGCGGGGAAGGAUGCACGGUGUGGGGCCUGGCUUCUCCGCGCGCUCCCUCCAGGCUGGCCUCCGGUGAGGUCGGGCGAGGAGGAGGGGCAGGCGAGCGGGGCGGCGGCGCGGAUGGCCCGUCGCUGAGGCUGCCGCCCAUGCACUGCUCCUGCUUCCAGGCGCUGGUGGCGGCGCUGGCGCUGGUGGCCGGCUUGCAGCUGCUCUACUUGGCGCUGCUGUCGGGGCUGCACGGCCAAGAGCAGCGCUCCCGCUAUGCCGAGCUCUUCCAGGGCCGACGGGCGCCGACGGCCCGCGACGCCCACAAGGAGCGCCUCAAGCAGGUGCUGGCCAGCGGCGGCGCCCUGGACGCCAGCGGCCAGUACCGCGUGUAUCGGGACAUGGUGCGCGGAUCCUGGGAGGGCGAGCGCAGCCCCGACGUGGUGCUGGUCACGCACACCAGCCUGGGCAACCUGCACCACGCGCAGCGCCUGGCCGAGCGCUGGCGGGGGCCCAUGUCGGUGGCCCUCUUCGCGCCGGGCGCCGCCGAGGUGCGCUUGGCCACGGCGCUGGUGUACGCGCUGGCCGCCCUGUGCGCGCCCGUCCGCCAGCUGGUGCGCCUCCACCUGGUGUGCCACGCCGACCAAGCGGCCUCUUUCCCGGAGCUGCCGGACCGCGGCGAGUUCUCCCGCCUGCAGGCCUGCGGGGAUGUGUUCGCCAAGCUGGCGCGGGUAGCCGCGGGCCGGCGCAAUUACGCGCUGGACGCCGCCAACGCCUCGUACCCGAACAACCUGCUGCGCAACGUGGCUCGGGGAGCCGUCGGCGGGCACUGGAUGCUGGCGGUGGACAUGGACAUGGUGCCCAGCGAGGGGCUGCGGGAGGACUUCUUGGCUUUGCCCGGAACUGCCGCCGAGGAAACGCCGGGGGUCUUCGUUGUGCCGGCUUUCGAGAUCCGCCACACCCGUCGGAUCCCGGGCACCAAGACGGAGCUGCUGCAGCUGUACCAAGUGGGCGAGAUCCGGCCGUUCUAUGAGGAGCUGUGCCCGCGGUGCCAGGCGCCCACCAACUACUCCCACUGGCUGAAUCUCCCCGUCGGAGGCCCCCUGCGCGUGGCCUACGAGGUGGAGUGGCGGGACCCCUGGGAGCCCUUCUACAUCGGGGCUAGUUCUGUGCCCCCCUACGAUGAGCGCUUCAAGCAGUAUGGCUUCAACCGGAUCAGCCAGGCCUGUGAGCUCCACGUGGCUGGGUACCGUUUCUCUGUGCUGAGCAAUGCCUUCCUGGUCCACAAGGGCUUCAAGGUGGCAAGCGAGUUCCACGCACAAAAGGAUGCCGAGAAUCAACGCAACAAGCUACUCUUCCGGCAGUUCAAGCAGGAGCUCAAGACCAGAUACCCCAGUUCACCACGACGGUGCUGACCUCACGUCUACCUUUGUGGAAAUAGAGCGGAGCCUCUUAGCUGGACAGCGAGGGGAGCAUAGUUGCACACUGUCACAACAGAAAUGUCUGACUCAGGAUGAGAACCACUCCUUUGCCAAUUGGAGGGAGGGAAAGGGCAUAGUGACUCGCUGACCUGUUCGCUCCAAAUGUGUUUGUUGCUGCUAGAAGUAUUUGUGCUUCAUUUUGGGGGGAAUUUGUGUAUGCACAUACAUACACACACUGAGACCCCUUCAGGUAGGAGAAUACCCCCAUUGAGUGCUCUCUCUGUGUGUGUAGUUUAAAAAUAAUAAUAUGGGGGUUUGCCUCAAUCUCACAGACAUCUCAAGGGUUGAUUCAGAAGGUCAAACUUGUUGAAGGUGAAUUGCCAAUCCCAGCCAAAAAACUUGGAAGUCUUAUUGGCUCACCUCCCAGUUAGUUCACUUCUGGGGUGAGCGAUGAUGGGGAAUCUGAUAAGGAUGGGGAACCUGAGGCUCUCCAGGUGUUAUUGGACUCCAGCUGCCUUCAGGGAACAUGGCCAGUAGUCAGAGAUGGUAGGAGUUGUAGUCCAACCAUCGUUGGUGUAAACACUAGCAGGUUGCCUUUGAUGGGUGUUCAUAAUUUUACACAGAGAAACACAGUGACCUGCGGGAUUAUUCAAAAUAGUAGAGCUAGCCCACUCUGCCAUUUUUUAAUUCCUGUAGAUGGUGGGUUGUUUUCUUAGUAAACAAAUUCAGAGAUAAUAACUUUGGGAUAACAACCAUUCAAUCUGGAUUCUGUGGACAAUCCUGCAAUCCUAUUAUUUCUACUUGUCCCCAGUGCUUACAGACAUGAAGCUCUGGGAUUUGAGAUAUGGUGAUUUGGAGCAGAGAAACAGAACCGUGAGCCAAGAUUAUUGGGCCCUGCACCCAAUGUUGCUUCUCAGAUUGGUGACCCCCAUUUCCUUUUCUGUAUAAUGGGAAUAAAUAUACUGACAUCUGUCCUGGGAACGGGGCGGAGGAGCUUAAUUUAUUGCUGUCCUGAACAAUCACAGUCUGUAAAUGAAUUAAACUGAACCAGUUUGAUUUAAAAC
Messenger RNA from Podarcis muralis (Common wall lizard), 2592 nucleotides. RefSeq names its product beta-1,4-glucuronyltransferase 1 (gene B4GAT1). Lineage: Eukaryota; Metazoa; Chordata; Lepidosauria; Squamata; Lacertidae. Gene Ontology annotation, cellular component: Golgi apparatus. The record is from RefSeq and is a predicted model, not a curated record. Gene Ontology annotation, molecular function: glucuronosyltransferase activity. Gene Ontology annotation, biological process: protein O-linked glycosylation via mannose.